AUGAACGAGAGAGAUCCAAGAUCAGUCAAAGUUACCAAAAGAGUUACUUUUCGUGAACCCAUUGCUUGCAUAAUGGGAGAGAGUCCGGUAUCAACGGAACUGAGUAUGUCCGAUGAAACAGGGCCUUGCAAGGACCCUAACAAGAGACAGAAGAGCUCUAAUGAUCCCGAGGCUUCUCUCGGACCGAAAGAAGAGAGCAAGAUCGAACAGAUGAGGGUGAUCUCGAAUGAAGAAAAAGAAGAGGAAGAGCGUUAUGGAGUCUCCACGGAACUAACUCUCUUCACCGAUCCAUGGACCAUCAAGAAGGCACUGACUCCAAAUGAUCUCGACUAUCUAAACAGUCUUUCACUCAACGCCAGCACUGUAGAGAGCCACAUCAUGAGGUUUCUCCACGAGAAUGACCAAAGAAAGGUCCAUGGCUCUGGAUUAGUGGUCAACGUGUAUGAUCACGACACUCAUUCUAUGCACAAGCUGUUGCUGAAGAAAUGGAGCACGGAUCAAACCUAUGCUCUCUACAAUGGAUGGCGUAUGGGUUUUGUCCGCAGAAGAAGUUUGAAGGAUGGAGAUGAGAUUGGAAUGUAUUGGGAUCGUUCUGAUUCCAACCUUCAUUUUCGCGUGCUCUCUCGCGCACCAACAUUUCAGUAA
Molecule: messenger RNA, 645 nt
Organism: Microthlaspi erraticum
Lineage: Eukaryota; Viridiplantae; Streptophyta; Magnoliopsida; Brassicales; Brassicaceae
Source: the annotation of a GenBank genome assembly